Messenger RNA from Cuculus canorus (common cuckoo), 5363 nucleotides. It is a transcript of the gene CLDN16, whose product is annotated as claudin 16. NCBI's taxonomy places the organism in Eukaryota, Metazoa, Chordata, Aves, Cuculiformes, Cuculidae. The transcript has 5 exons. The coding region runs from base 158 to 871 and encodes 237 amino acids. Gene Ontology annotation, cellular component: plasma membrane; bicellular tight junction. The record is from RefSeq and is a predicted model, not a curated record. Gene Ontology annotation, molecular function: structural molecule activity. Gene Ontology annotation, biological process: bicellular tight junction assembly; cell adhesion.
GAUAGCAUCCACACAAGUGAGAAGGUCCUGUCGUUCAUGGCCACUGAAAGAGGGUGGCUGUGAUCUAGGGCACUGAGGCUCUUCCUCUAUCCCGGCUUUAAGAACGAGGGCUGGGCAGUUUUUCUCACCCCCCUGCAUGUGCUGAGCACCUGCUGGCAUGAGGUUUUUCCUCCAGUAUGUGGGCUGUUUUUUUGCUUUUUUCUCUACUGGGUUUUUGAUAGCAUCUACCUGGACAGACUGCUGGAUGGUGAAUGCCGAUGAUUCCCUGGAGGUGAGUACAAAAUGUCGUGGCCUGUGGUGGGAAUGUGUCACAAAUGUUUUUGAUGGGAUCCAAACUUGUGAUGAGUACGACUCCAUCUUUGCUGAGCAUCCUGUGAAGCUGGUGCUGACCCGAGCGAUGAUGAUCACAGCAGAUGUCCUGUCAGGAUUUGGAUUUCUCUUCCUUGUUCUGGGACUAGACUGUGUGAAAUUCCUUCCUGAUGAGCCACUCAUCAAACUGCGCAUCUGCCUCGUGUCUGGAGUUACAUUGCUCAUUGCAGGUCUCCCAGGCAUUACUGGCUCGGUGUGGUAUGCUGUUGAUGUCUACGUGGAGCGCUCCUCUCUUGUCUUCCACGACGUGUUUUUGGGCAUCCAAUACAAGUUUGGCUGGUCAUGCUGGCUCGGCAUGGCGGGGUCACUCGGCUGUUUCUUAUCUGGGGCCCUGCUCACCUGCUGCAUGUAUCUCUUCAGAGAGACAAGCUCUGGAAGACUCCACUCUGCUCACUCCUUGAGGAAAGGCUAUUCUUCGGCUGGGACAAUCGUAACAAACGUACACGUGCCAUUCUCCCAAACAGCUACUGCCAAAAUGUAUGCAGUGGACACGAGAGUGUGAGGAGGAGGUGAGUGCUCCAGAAAGAGCUCUACUUCUGUUUGUAGAGGGUUGUGCAGAUACCCAAUCUCCUAUGCUUCUAAUACAGAUGCAAAGUUAAAUAUCGAAGAUGUACUGUACGCUACAAUAUUUGCACUAUGAAAGCUUAAAAAUCAACCUGCCUUCAAGAAAGUAAUCUCUAAGGAGACCUUGCUUUAGGGAUUCCCGUUGUCUUGAGUGCUGAGGCCAUUUACAUCAGCACGGACUGAAAUAAACACCAGAAACUCUUUCAGCAUUUGAAUCAACACUAUCAGCACAAAUGAGAACCACUCCUGGAUCAGACGUUGGUGUUUGGCAUGAAGAUCCCCAAGCUGUACGAUGGCUCUGUUCUGUGUCUGGAAAUGUGUUAACAGAACAUACAAAGCAGCAGAUACAGUUGAAGAGAGCGACUGAUCGUCUGUCCAACAUCUGGACACUGUGUACCAGCAUGGGGUUCUGCUCCUCCUAAAGGCAGCUGGAGAGUUCAGCAGAAGAGCUGUGUUAAAUGCCUGGCCCUCUCUUUGGCCCUUGAGUCUCUGCACUGAGAAAACACUGCAAAUUCAGGUGCAUUUCUCCCUGCAAAAUACAGUCCUACUCAGUAACUGUUAAAAUGUACAUUACAGAUGCUCUAGACUCACUGAGAUCUGGAAAUUGGCAGGUUCUUUCUGCUUAGUAAAAAGCCUGGAGAAAACCAAGGUGAGUGAAUACCCAAGACCUGACCUUUUGCAUGACAAUAUGCCUAUACAAAGUAGAAACUAGGAAAAAUGACAGUAAAAUCCAUCAUCACUUUCUAUCAAAAGGUAUUUAAAUCCAGUUCAAGUGUGUUGUCCCUUGCUGCAAUCCAGGCUGCCAUAGGCUGGGUGAGACUAGAGCAUCACUCAUGUAUUCACUAGGCUGCGUGAAAAAAACUUAAUGCAGUUUAGUAUGCUCCCUAAGAAUGGAUGCAAAUGCUCUUCCAUGCAUUUGAAGGAAAGAGAAGCUGAGAAGCAGGUUUUUCAGGGUUACUAGGAAUUGCCCAGAUCCAGUCCUUUCUACCAUGAGCACAACAUCGUAAUACAGUCAUGGGCACCAGGGAGUGAGAAAAGUCUCUCAGCACAGAGACAUUUCUGUUCAGCAGGAGUGGAGAAACAACAGUGGAGUCUCAAGAGGGUGUGCACAUCUGUGGGUACUGACACUCCAUCAGAGGUAGGCUUCCUCCAUGGACUGCUUGGUGGAGGGACUAGAUGGAGAAACUCCCUUCCUCCUGAGAGGCAAUAUGAAGUGAGGCCUUAUGCUAUGAGGACCAGAGGGUGAUGAGGUGAUUGUGGAUGGAGUGGGCUAUGUCCCAAAGGUUAACUCUGAUAGUCCCUACUAUGGAAAAUGAGGGACUGAGUCCUCUCUUGGUUAUCCUAGAAGCAGCAUCUUGGGCUCCAGCACAGAACUGACCAGCACUGGUAAAAACAUAAACCGUUCUGACAUGGGCCUAAUCAAAUAACACUCAGACCCUAGGACAGAUGGGAUAACAACAGGUCCGUAUGGCUUUGCUGUGGGUUCAAGAAGCUCCACAAGUCUCAGACCGUAACACAACCACCUCAGCAAGAGCCCUUGAGACAGUGUUGCUGCCCAGGCAAGGGAGGUUUCAUGCCUGCAAAGUUCAUGCUGCUUUAGUUGGCAGAUAUUUGUGUAAGCCAAACUGAAAGCAACUUACUGCCAAUGGAUGAGCUGUAUUGAACAGAUGUAAGCACAGUAGGAGAUGUCACGGAAGCUUUUUCACGAACUCCUGGGAGACAAGGAGUACAAGCGUUAUGAGUGCCAUGAUGAAUUAAUGGAUUACACCAUGAAUACAAGAGUGCACAAUUACACAAGAAUGCACAAAAAGAUCUGGAGUUGACAGGAAUUUCUUGCCUGUUAUUGCAAGAAGAUGCAUCCAGAGCUUUUUUUUUUUUUUUAACUUUUUCAUAGUCACUUCAGAAAUACGUGUUUGUUGUGUGGCUUUUGCAGUGAAAGAGCUGGAACUGGUACAUCUUGCUAGAGGAGGGAAGCUCUUAGGAUGUUUGUGGGUCUGGUUCCUGGGCUUUGCCUCUGCUUCCAUGUUCCUUCAGGGAUAUGUCAAGAAGGAGAGGGAGGAUGAACCCACUGCAAAGGCAAAGCUUUGCUCUGCCACUGCUCCAAUGCCUGCAUCCCUGCUCCUUCCCAGGGAGGCCAACACUGUCUCAGCCUCCCUGAGGGAGAAGAGAUGCCCUGACACCACAGGCUGCCCCUGCCUGACUCAGCCAGCACAAAGAUGCUCCUUGGGAGGAGGUACUGAGGAAAGGCAUCAUAACUUGGACCAAAAUCCAGAAUCAAAUUCUUCCCAGACUAUGCAACCAACGUGUUAGCUCUCAUCAUUAACACUUAGGGACAUCUGCCAGUCUCUUGCUGCUGUUUUCUAUAGCUUUUUUUCUGAAGCAUGAAGAUUAUCUCUCCCUGGGAAGAAUUAUUUCUUGGUUACAAGAGUAGAAAUGAUCUAGGAUUGCAUCCUAAUGCAGAUCUAAUUGCAGAUCUCAGACCAUCGACUUCUCCUGUUCUUAUUCUCCUGCAAGCUGCAGUUGAGAAGUUUUCUGGGUCUUUGUCAUAAGGGUCUUUGGCUCGUUUUAAGGUGGUGGGAGGUGUUUUGUGACUUGCAGCAGGUGGGUCACACCAAGAAGCAGCUCAGUGGACACUUUGAGAUUAAAUGUGUAUGUCCUGGUCAGGGUGAAUAUAGAGGGCUGGUCUCAUUAGUCCCUCCAGCCCUGUGCCUCUCCUGGGACUACACAAAUAAGGCACACACAUACCCCAAAUACUACCUUAACUCAGGGUUCAUCAUCCUAAAAUAUUUAUGUAUACAAAGAAAGUUGCACAAACAUUUGUGAGCCUUUCUCUUCUUCAAUAUCUAUGCAGGAUAAGGGUUAAUUCUUUAACUAUGCUCCUGUUGUAGCCACAAUCUAUGGUAUCUUUUGAGGAUCCAGCUUCUGCACAAGGAGACUAGAAAAAUGUCACAGCAAGCCUUAGGUUUGCUGGGUUGGUGUUUCAUAACAAGUCCAAUGCCGCAUUGCUUCAUUAUUGAAAUCUUGCUGUCAGUUUAUCUGAUGUUUUGAUCAGUUGUUAAUAUUUAAUUGUUAAUUCACCGUUUUAUUUAAUUCUGACUGUGAUUUCAUGACUUCAGUAUUCACUCCUCAUGCUCAUUACCAUGCCACAAUGCAGAUCUAUUUUAGUUUGGUUGUUUAUUCAUUAGUAAGAAACCUCCCAGAAAGUACACAGGACUUAUUUUCUUUCAAAAUCACAGCCAGUCCCUAAGACUAAAGACAUUGCAGGUGAGUUCAGUUAUUAAGGUAUUUCCUUAAUGCCUACCUACAUCCCAUUGAGCAGCAGCCAGCUAGGAAAGAUAUAAAUUGACUUUGCCUUCCUAAUGGCCAUCGACAGCUUCUGAAAGCUCUUCCCUCAGUUACAAUUUCCGGCUGAGGCUCAACAUUUAAUCCUUUGGUGUCAUGAGCCUUUUAGCCUUCUGCAGAUUUUCAAUAACUUCCAGGGAGUAUUUUAGUAUGCUUGGGCAUCUCAGUCUCGUUGCUUUUUUUUCCCAGGGAAUAGGCAGAGCCAAGGACUUAGCUGAGAGCUGGGGCUCUUGGUUUCCUCCCUGAUGCACUUGCCUCAUGGUGUCUCCUUGAACUUGGGGUUCUCUGUUGCCCUCUCCACUAACAGCACACAGCUCAGUGUUCUUUUCCAGGGCUCCAGCUGGUUGCAGGUUAUGGAAAAUAGCAAAGCCUUGUAGGAAAGCUCUUUGCUAAGUUAAUUUCAUGCUUUACAAAUAGAUAUUGAUUUCCCAUUUUGAUAUAUGCAAGUAAGAAACAGAAUAAAACAGUGAUAUCUGCAAUGGUUGUCCUUUUCUGCAUGCAAUAUAUUGUUCUGUCACUGCCUCGGUUAGCCUUGUUCAUAAAGGCUCUUAAUAAUUUGGUUCUAAUUAGGACUCUUACUGUUACCUUGUGAACUAGACUAUCUUCUACUGCAGCUGCAUAUUUUCCAGAAUACGGAUUUCCCUCCUUUUCACACACGUUGCAAUUUUUGUGUGAAUUCAGUAGAUCCGAACAAUCAUUUUCAGUAGAUAAGAAUGUUACUUCAGAAUUCUGUUUUUCUUAUGUAUUUUAACACUUGUGAGAUAUAAUAAAUGCAGUUGUCUUUGUGUGUCUUUUUUCUCUGACCCCACAUCCAAGUUUUGCCCAGAAAGGUCCUUUGUCAGGUGAGCUGCUCUGAUGCUCUACUGCAAGGACCCGCAAAUGGCAGCAGCACAAACAGGAUCAACCCUUGUGAAACUGGGGUGUGAUUUAAAGGCUGCCCAGACCUUUGCUGGUAGCUGCAGACCCCAGGGCGCACCUGCAGCAACGGCUCUUUGACAGCUGGCAGAUUUUAUCCUCAGCUUCGGCUCAUCCACUUAUGGUCAUUUCAUAAACUUCCAAAGAGAGAAAAAUAAGAUGUUAGCAAGAAA